Molecule: messenger RNA, 1645 nt
Organism: Armigeres subalbatus
Lineage: Eukaryota; Metazoa; Arthropoda; Insecta; Diptera; Culicidae
Product: sodium channel protein Nach-like
Exons: 10
Coding region: 106-1590 (494 amino acids)
Biological process (GO): sodium ion transmembrane transport
Cellular component (GO): plasma membrane
Molecular function (GO): ligand-gated sodium channel activity
Source: RefSeq, a predicted model, not a curated record
UCCAGAAAGUUUUGCUCCGGUAUGGUAGCCAUGCCGAUUCGCUGGAAAUCCUUGCCACAAGCUUACGUCUACCGACCAUAGAAGCGAACCAACAAAGUCGUCAGAAUGGUGGAGGCCACCAAAAGUAAUCAUCUGCAGUUUCUCGAGCGCACCGAUUCCGUCAUGGAAUGUGUUCGAAGCCGAUUUCCAGCUUCAGGGCACGAAACUUCCCGCCGGAAGUUAAUCGCGGCGCUGGGAAUUGAAAGUGUCCAAUAUAUGUUUGAUCAGCGGAAGCAUCCAAUAGAACGGAUAUUUUGGAUUGUUAUAACCGGAUGGGCCAUUUAUGGAGCCAUUUUCAUAGGCAUGUAUCAAUUGGAUCGUUUCUAUGCCAACCCAACUGUAAUGCAGUUCGAUAAAAAUUACCGGGAAUGGAUCGGAACUAUGCCAGCGGCUACAUUUUGCUUCCGCAAUCGUUUCGAUCGCGCAAAAGCCAUCGAAUACAUUCACCGUAACAACUUAUCCAGAACGGGAGACACAGAGCGCAUCGAACGCAUCCUGACUUUGUUCCAAACACUUGUCAACCUAACCGUUUCGGAUUUCAACCCAUUAGCAUCAUUCGUGGCCAACGAUAGCAACUAUACGCAUAACUCACCGUCGUUAUUCAUGUCGGCGUUGCUGUCCAACGUUGACAUCCUGUCGGUGGUCAGUGCCGUACAUCCGCACGUUGACGUGGCCAUAAACAGCUUCGAUCCUGCUUACAACGAUUUGCCCAUAAAGCAAGUCAUAACAGAACGUGGUAUCUGCUACACGCUCAAUGCUCCGCUCUCGCGGCUUCAGUACAUCCCAAAAGGAAGCCAUAAUAUUGAUAUUCACGAAGAUAUGCCUAAUGAGCCAAUAACUUGUGCCUAUUCAAAAAACCAAUGCUAUAUGAAAAUCGAUACUUUUGAAUCAACUAUGUCGUAUCUGCUGCAUUCCCCGUACGAGUUGGCCACAAGUGAAGAACAAUUUGCUGUGAUGAGCGAAACCGAUGAACUUGUCUCCUCCUAUGUUGUGGUGGAAACGGUAGCCAGCGAUAGAUUGCGAUAUUUAUCGGUAAAACAACGCAACUGCGUUUUCCGUGAUGAAAAUUAUCAAGAAGCCGAAAUUUAUAGCUACAACCUCUGCAUAAUGCGUUGCCGCGCCAGCAAAGCUUUGGAAUUUUGCCGCUGCAAGCCACAUUUCUAUCCAUUUGUAGAUGCUCCCGUGUGCACUAUCGAUGGAUUACGUUGCCUGGAAAAGCACCCCAGCUGGUACGAUAAGCAGUCAUGUCGCUGUUUGAAGCCUUGUACCGAUGUUGUGUACUACGUCGCGGGUUCCAACAUAAACCAUUGGUCCCCAGAAGAGGGCAUUCCAUUCAAGCAGAAGGCUUCUUUCCGAUGGGAAAUGGUGCAGCCGAAAACCAGACAACGGCGAGAUGUGCUGUUUACUUUCGAAGACUUACUUGUGUCAUUUGGCGGAGCCAUCUCACUGUUUGUUGGAAAGGAUGUGCUAGCGUUUGCUGAGCUACCUAUAUUUUUGACCACGGAGGCAAUACAACGAGUAAUCGUUUUGAUUCGAGGAAAGAAACAGUAGGAUAACCGUACAUAUAAUGCAGAUAAUUGUGAAUUUAUAAAUGAAUGUUUAAAAA